AUGACCGUUUUAAUCAAAGGUUUAGAUAUGAUCGUCUUAAUCAAACGUUUAGAUAUGAUCGUCUUAAUCAAAGGUUUAGAUAUGACCGUCUUAAUCAAAGGUUUAGAUAUGACCGUCUUAAUCAAACGUUUAGAUAUGACCGUCUUAAUCAAACGUUUAGAUAUGACCUUCCUAAUCAAACGUUUAGAUAUGAUCUUCCUAAUCAGACGUUUAGAUAUGAUCGUCUUAAUCAAACGUUUAGAUAUGAUCGUCUUAAUCAAAGGUUUAGAUAUGACCGUCUUAAUCAAAGGUUUAGAUAUGACCGUCUUAAUCAAACGUUUAGAUAUGACCGUCUUAAUCAAACGUUCAGAUAUGAUCUUCCUAAUCAAACGUUUAGUUAUGAUCUUCUAA
Messenger RNA from Lottia gigantea (owl limpet), 390 nucleotides. RefSeq lists its product as hypothetical. The transcript has a single exon. The record is from RefSeq and is a predicted model, not a curated record. The coding region runs from base 1 to 390 and encodes 129 amino acids. NCBI's taxonomy places the organism in Eukaryota, Metazoa, Mollusca, Gastropoda, Lottiidae.